Molecule: messenger RNA, 2968 nt
Organism: Physcomitrium patens
Lineage: Eukaryota; Viridiplantae; Streptophyta; Bryopsida; Funariales; Funariaceae
Source: RefSeq, a predicted model, not a curated record
UGUUGGCUUAGGGUUUAGUUUCUCGCACUCCCAUACUCACCAUGGCUCUCCUGCUCCCAUGAAUUUGUUGUCGCUCCUCUCUUUUUUAUUGUCGCUUCUAGCUUGGCCUUCGUUCUAGAUGCCAGAGCUCUUUUUGUUUUGAGUUUUUAUUUAUUUUAUUUUAUUUUUUAAGUUUGUAGCUGUUAGUGUCUGUAGAACAGGAAUUGUUUUAGACGAUUUCGGAGCUUUGUAGAGGGCUGUCGAGGUUUUUGGCGAGCACAGACAAGUUGGCUUGCGUUGCUUUUUGGUUUGAAGGCUCUGACGGACAGGAUUUCUGCGAGAGAAGUGAGAAAUUGAGUUGGAGUAUAUUUUAUAUUUUAUUUUGUUUUAAUUUACGGUGCGAAGAGGCGUGGCGAUAGUGCGAGGGUCGUGGUUGGACAAGGCAGAACUGCGGAAGAGUAAUGGCGGACUUGCCUCAGGAGGUGGUGGUGAAAGAAGAAAGCCGUCGUGAUCGUUCAAGGGAUCGGGGUUUCGACGAUAGGAGGCGUGACCGGGAUCGACGAGAUGAAAGGGAGGAUAGGGGGAGGCGGGAUGGGGACCGUCGAGACAGGGAUAGGGAUUACAAGCGCAGAAAGAGUGGUACUCCACCCGCUGGUGGUUCUUACAGGGACCGGCGGCAUAGCCCUCGAAGAUCCUCUCCUCCGUAUAAACGUCGUAGGGAUGACGAAUUUGAUGGCCGGAGAGGGAGUCCUGGGGACGAUCGUAGGUAUGGAGGAUUUGAUGGGGUUGGUCCUUACGGGCGAGGUCGUGGAGGUUAUAGGGAUGGACCGUAUCCGAGUAUGUACGGAAGCAGACCUCCGCCACGAAGGGAUGGGUUGAUGUCAUACAAACAAUUCAUUGUGGAGCUUGAGGAUGAUAUUCUACCCGGAGAAGCUGAGCGCAGAUAUGAGGAAUACAAGUCGGAAUUCAUUACUACUCAGAAAAGAGCUUUCUUUGAGCAGCACAAGGAUGAUGAUUGGUUGCGUGAGAAAUACGACCCAGCAAGAUUGGAGAUUGUUCUAGUAAGUGAUCCUUCGUGCCAUUGCAGGAGAAAUGAAAAUGCCAAGAUUUUGUCCAAGGAGUUGCUGGCUGAGCUUCAGGCAGGGUCUCUCGAUUUGGGUCCGAGUGUACGAUCAUCAUCAAAAGACGACUCAGGGGAUGACGCAGACGGCAAUAAUAAAAGGAGGAAGUCUUCGCAAGAACACGUGAAAGCUCAAGAAACGAUCGUAGCUCCUACAGCACAUCCUGGAUGUUCAGAUCCUCAGAGAGUUCUGAAGGAUAUAGAACUUGGACGAUCACUUAUCAAAAAGUUGGACGCUGAAAAAGGGAUUGAAGGAAACCUUUUAUCAGUGGAUCAGAACACUGAAAAUGAGAGGACUGUGGGCGGUGGCUCAGUUGGGCCUAUUGUAAUAGUUAGGUCUGGUAAUCAUGUGAAAGGAUUAGAAGGUACCGAGCUUCUGGAUGUGGUUCUCACAUAUCUGUGGCGAGUACACUCUGUGGAUUACUAUGGGAUGAUAGAGUACAAGGAACAGCCUAAACGUCUACGGCACAUAAGGGCUCCGGAGGGUAAGAGUGGUGGAGAUACCAAAAAUGGUACAGAAGGAGCGGGUUUUGCGGACUGGGAGAAAAAGUUGGAUACAACUUGGCAGACACGGCUACAAGGUGGCGAUAUAAUUGUUUCCAUGCUUGGGAGAGAGAAGCUGGAUACCACGGCUAACGAAGCAUUGGAUCCAUUUGUGCGUAAGAUACGGGAUGAGAAGUAUGGCUGGAAAUAUGGUUGCGGUGCUAAGGGAUGCACCAAAUUGUUCCAUGGCCCAGAAUUUGUACAUAAACAUUUAAAGCUGAAGCAUUCUGACCUAGUUGCUGAUGUUGUUGCUAAGGCUCGGGAGGAGCUCUACUUCCAGAACUACAUGAGUGAUCCUGAUGCUCCUGGUGCAAAUCAAGUGACCUCUUCACAGCCUGGACAGAGAGAUGAUGACAGAGGUCGAAGAGGUCUUAGACCUGGGUUAUCGGGACCGAUUGGUGGGCCUGGAAACCGAGCAGGUCCUGACUGGCCGCCUUCAGACCAUCCUUCCCGGGAUGGCAGAUUCGGGCCACGAAAUGGCGAUAGAUAUGAUCAAGGGCCAGGUGCCCGAGAAGAACAACGUUUUGAACGGGGAACUCGUGAUGAAAAAGGUCGUUUUGAUCGUGGAGGGCUUGAACUUACUCCUCCGCCUCGUGACUAUCCUCUCGGUGCUGGUGGUCCUCCUUUCGAAGGAGGUGGUCCAGCUCAAGGAGGUCCUUUCGAGGGUGGACCGAUGGAGCCUCCCAUGUUUGAUCAUUUUAAUGGGCCUCCUGUGCGAGGAUUACCUGGUGGGCUUUUUGUACCAGAUAUGCCCGGUCCACCCCAAGUGCUCAUGCCUGUUCCUGGUGCUGGUCCUUUGGGUCCGUUUGUGCCAGCACCCCCUGAAAUAGCAAUGAGAUUUUUGAGGGAAGGUCCUGGGCCGUUUCGCAUGGGAGGCUUUGAUGCUGGUUAUCAAGAGGAAGGUAAUGGAGGGCCUAGGGGUGGCAAGAGGGGCGCUCCAGGUCCUAUGAUGGAAGGUGGUCUUUUGGAUAUACCCCCCAAUAUGAUGCCUCCUCAUGGCAUGCGUCGAGACCCUCGGGGUGUGCGCAGCUAUCAUGAUCUGGAUGCUCCUGAAGAUGAAGUUAGCGUGAUUGACUACAGGAGUUUGUAGAUAACUCCUUGAGAUUUUGGUCCAGUGGUAGACCUAGACCGCUGAUUUCGAAUCAAAACUAUGCAUUGUCUUUGUAAUUUGAUGGACAUGGAAUUCAAUGUUUGGCGUAGUAGUUAUGUGCCAUUGUAGGUGUGGUUCAUUUGGAGCAUGAAAUCUAGAUCUAUUGUACUUUGUGGGGGAAUUUUCCAUAAGUUUCCAUGCCUUUGAAGCACAAGUGACCGAAGAUUUUCUGCUCC